Messenger RNA from Patiria miniata (bat star), 13488 nucleotides. RefSeq names its product laminin subunit alpha-like. Gene Ontology annotation, cellular component: basement membrane. Lineage: Eukaryota; Metazoa; Echinodermata; Asteroidea; Valvatida; Asterinidae. Gene Ontology annotation, molecular function: signaling receptor binding; extracellular matrix structural constituent. Gene Ontology annotation, biological process: regulation of cell migration; cell adhesion; axon guidance. The transcript is spliced from 76 exons. The coding region runs from base 119 to 11119 and encodes 3666 amino acids. The record is from RefSeq and is a predicted model, not a curated record.
GCGAGCGAGCCAGGCUGUCCAAAUUAUUUCGGUCUGGAAUUUUGGCAUUUUACGAAGAAGUGCGUGGAGGUGGAAGUUGUGGCCCCACUUUUUCUCCGAGAAAACAGGGUCCAAAAACAUGGCGAGUCCCGUAUUUUUCGGGCUGUCCCUCGCCCUUUUCACGGUGCUGAACUUCCAGGCUGUGAACACGCAAAUUCUGAGGCCAACUUACUUUAAUGUGGCCGAGGGCAAACCCAUCACUGCCACCGCGACCUGCGGGGAAGGGUUCCCCACGCCCGGCGAGCUUUACUGCAAGCUGACCGGUAACACCGGAGACACGUUUAGACAAUCGGAACGGGACAUUAUUCAGGGGCAGUAUUGUGAUUACUGUGAUGCGUACAAUCCAUUGAAGGCUCAUCCCAUUGAGUACGCUAUCGACGGCACUGAAAAAUGGUGGCAGAGUCCCCCUCUCUCCAGGGGAACGGAUUUCAACGAGGUCAACAUCACCAUCGAUUUGGGUCAGCUCUACCAUGUGGCCUACCUGAUCAUCAAGUUUGCCAACUCCCCACGCCCCGGCGUCUGGAUCCUGGAGCGUUCCAAGGACUAUGGCGAGACCUACCAGGCCUGGCAGUACUUUGCCGAGACCAAAGGCGAGUGUAACCAACUAUUUGGCAUGGAGUCUAUCGAGCAGAUUACCAGGGAUGACGACGUGAUGUGCACCGACGAGUACUCCAGCAUCGUGCCGCUGGAGGACGGUGAGAUUGUGGUGUCGUUGGUGAACGGACGUCCGGGCGCCAUGAAUUUCUCCUUCUCUGAGGUCCUCCAGGAGUGGACUAAAGCCACCAACAUCAGGCUGCGCCUGCUGCGCACCAACACGCUGCUGGGCCAUCUCAUGGCUAUCGCCCGACGAGACAACACCGUGACCCGCAGGUACUUCUACAGUAUCAAGGAUAUCUCCAUCGGCGGCCGCUGCGUCUGCAACGGCCACGCCAGCACCUGCAACGAGCGGGGCAACAGCGGCCGGCUGGUCUGCUCCUGCGAGCACAACACCUGCGGGGAUGAGUGUGAGACGUGCUGCCCGGGGUUCGUCCAGAAAGCCUGGCGGGCGGCCACCAUGGAGAGCGCCAACGAGUGCGAACCCUGCAACUGCUUCGGCCACUCGAACCAGUGCGCCUUCAACCAGUCCAUCGCGGACCAGCGCCUGUCCAUCGACAUCUACGGCAACUACGAGGGGGGAGGAGUCUGCCAGAACUGCCAGCACAACACGGUGGGGGUCAACUGUGACCAGUGUGCCCCGGGGUUCUACCGACAGCCUGGGGUCAGCUUGGACUCUCCUGACGUCUGCCAACCAUGCAACUGCGAUCAGACCUUCUCAACCGGCAACUGCGCCGCUAUCACCGGCGAGUGCGAGUGCCGUCCGCAGUACACCGGACCCGGAUGCAGCCAGUGUAACGAGGGGUACUAUGGUUACCCCACCUGUAGACCUUGUGACUGCAACAUCAACGGCACCCAGAACAAAGUCUGCCAGGUGAACGGCGGGCAGUGCCCCUGCAAGCAGAACUACGCCGGCCGCAACUGCGACCGCUGCGCUCUGGGAUUCUACAACUUCCCCGAAUGCACACCUUGCAACUGCAACCUGAUUGGCUCGGUUGACACCAUCUGUGAGGCCACCACCGGACAGUGCGGUUGCCUCUCGGUGUACGGCGGACGCACCUGCAACGAGUGCAGGAACGGAUAUUACAACUUCCCUACCUGUCAAGAUUGUAUCUGCAGCCCGGUAGGCUCGACAGAGGAGAUCUGUGACAAGACCAACGGCCAGUGCAUCUGUGAGGACAACUUUGGCGGUCCGCGCUGCGAUCGCUGCGCCUUCGGCAACUUCAACUAUCCUAACUGUGAAGCUUGUGGCUGCGACAGCCGUGGUUCAGCCUCGGACUCCUGCUACGACUCAGGCCAGUGCCAGUGCCUGCCCAACUUCACCGGUCUCAAGUGCGAUGAUUGCGCCCCAGGUUACUACCGCUACCCAGAAUGCCUUGAUUGCGAGUGCCACCGACAGGGCUCCCUCAGCAUCAUGUGCGACCAGGGCACGGGCCAGUGCUCCUGCCGCUCCAGCUUCCGCGGGCGGAUGUGCGAGCAGUGCGCCGAGGGCUUCUACAACUUCCCUUCCUGCGAGGAGUGCAACUGCGAUCCGGCCGGCGUGGUGGACGUCCCCGGCGAACCGCUGGGAGGCUGCGGCUCAUCCACUGGGGGGGCCUGUAGGUGCAAGAGCAACGUGCAGGGCCGCACCUGCGACACCUGUGAGCCAACCUACUGGAACCUGCAGAUCAGCAACCCACUGGGCUGUGAGCGGUGCGACUGCAACCCUGCCGGCACCAUCAAUGGGAUGGGCGAGUGCGAUAUGAGUUCUGGACAGUGCCUGUGCAAGGCCUUAGUUGCUGGACGUACUUGCUCGGAGUGCAGCGACGGGACUUUCGGUCUGAAGGCAGAAGAUCCCCUCGGCUGCAGAGACUGUGCUUGUGAUGUUGGUGGUAGCAGCCACGGCGCUUGUGACAAGACCACCGGCCAGUGUGUCUGUAAAGCAAGGGUCACCGGAAUCAUGUGCAACGAACCGCUUCCGACCCACUUCUUCCCCGACCUGUUCCAGCACAAGUUUGAGAUCGAGGGGGGUUCGACUCCCGAGGGCCGACGCCUCCGUGUCGGCUUCGACGAAACUGAGUUCCCUGGCUUCUCCUACCUGGCUUAUGCAAUCAUGUCGUCCAUUCAGCCCAUUGUACUGAGGACCGUUGAGGUUACGACGCCAAGCCUGUACCAUCUGGUGCUGCAUUACGUCUACCGUGGGGACUCCAACGUCAAGGGAAGGCUGACCAUUACACCCUCCAAUCCAGACCAGGGUUCGGAACAGUCCAGCGAUGUCCUGUUUGUUGCUGGCCCCGAUCCCCAACUGGUAACCGUAGAAGGCGGCGGCAUGAUCAGUCCCUUUGUGCUGAACCCCGGUACCUGGACUGUCACAAUUGAGGCUCCAGAGGGGGUCCUGCUGGAUUAUCUGGUCUUGAUCCCGUCUGCCUACUACGAGGCCACCAUCCUACAGCAGCGUGUCUCCGAGCCUUGCAUCGCGGGCAUUCACCAAGAAAGAUGCAACUAUUACACCUACCCAAUGGCUGACUUCUUCUACGUGGUCCGUGGAAUCAAUGGUUACUAUGAAAUUGACAGCACCAACGUCCCUGCCACGCAUUUCUUGGACCAGGAUAUUCUUCUGGAGAUUGGAGUCCCUGAUCUUGCUGUCAUGGAUACCCAACACAAGAACAUCUUGCUGAAUGUGCCCAUCAGCGAGUCUGGCGACUACGUCUUUGUCUAUGAAUACUAUGGUGGAGGGCCGGGAGUCCAGACCGGCACCGUGGAGGUGCUGGUCCAAGGAGGAACCCAGCGUGGCUACAUCAGCUUCUUUGACUGUUCAUUCCUUUGCCGUGCUGUUGUGGUGGAUUCUGACGGCAUGCCGAUGGUCUUCAACAUUGAUCAGCCUAACCCUUACGUCCGAUUGAUCCUGAAUGGCAACCCCGACCUGAUUGGAAUCAGCCAACUCAUCGCUAUCCCUGCCCCUAAGUGGUCCUAUGACUUUGUCACCCCGGCUCUUCAGUGCGUCCGCACAGCCGACGGAGAGUGCCAUAUCUCAACCUACCCAGUCCCGACUGGUUCUGUAUGGAUCGACAAAUCUGACAUCGACGCCGACGCCCCACUCCCGCCCAAUGUCAUAGACAGCGAUAUCACCCUGCACUACGUCACAACCGACGGCAGUGGUUCGACCUCGGUGACUUACGAUAAUGUCGAUGCCCUGGACGGACGCUACGUCUAUGUAGUCCACUACUUCCAGCCGACCGGGGCCACGAUGGACGUCAACUUCAACGUGCUGGGAGAAUUUGACGGAGAAGGGUCUUUCCAGGCUGGAUACUGCCCUCACGUGUCGGGAUGCCGCGCAGUCGUCACCCGGCCCGGUGACGGCAGUUCGACCUUUGACCUGUCAGGCACAGGCCAGGGCUACUACAUAUCACUACCGGACGGCAGCGAUGGCGAAAUCUGGAUUGACUAUGUCAUUGCCAUUCCGGAGAAUGACUACAAUGACGAUGUUCUGACCGAGGAUCCACAGGACAGGGCGGGAGAGUUCAUCCGCAGCUGUGGAGAAAACAACUUCUACAUCAGUCCCGACGGCAGCGGUUUCUGUCGUGAAGCCACCUUCUCCCUCUCGGCAGACUACAACAACGGCGCCCUCCCCUGCGAGUGCGACCGACAGGGCUCGCAGAGCUUCAACUGCGAACAGCUGGGCGGACAGUGCCAGUGCCGGCCCAACAUCGCUGGUCGCCGCUGCAGUCGCUGCAAGAUCGGCUUCUAUCAGUUCCCCAGCUGUCAGAGGUGUCGGUGUCGGUCGGGAGUUUGCAACGAGGUGACUGGAGAGUGUAUCUGCCCUGAUAACGUGGUCGGUGACAGCUGUGAUCGCUGCGCUGACAGGACCUAUGGGUACGACCCGCUGGUCGGCUGCGCAGAAUGUAACUGUGACGGCAGGGGUGUCGUUAAUGGAGAUUACAACUGCAACGAAAACACGGGCCAGUGCAACUGCAAGGCCAACAUCGGGGGUCGUCAGUGCGACCAAUGUCAGCCCGGAUACCACCGCUACCCGUUCUGCGAGUCCUGCUUCUGCGACGUGAGCGGGACCGAGGACGGCAUCUGCGAUCAGACUACUGCCGAGUGCCUGUGCAAGGAAAAUGUUGAAGGUGUUCAAUGCAACCAGUGCGAGCCGGGCACCUUCUACUUGGAAGCUUCCAACCCUAAAGGCUGCAUCAGCUGUUUCUGCUUUGGUCACUCCUCUGACUGCCGCAGCUACGGCCGACCGCGGGAAAAGCACAUCGACAUGGCCGGCUGGACCGUGACCAACAUGAAGUCGCCCCUGAUCCGAAGCGUCGGCAACCUGGUCAACGUCUUCGUCGGCAACGUCGGUACGGGCACCGACCCCAACCAGGCCAUCUACUGGGAGGCACCGCCCAGUUACCUAGGCAACAAGUUGACUUCUUACGGCGGCAAGCUCGAGUUUACCGUUUCCAGCAAUGGCAUCCCCGAGAGAGGGGACUCAACCUCCAGCCCGCUGCGCAGGCCUGAUGUCAUGAUCACUGGUAACAACAUCACCAUCAUGUACAUCAACGUGGAGCAGCCGCAGAAUGGCCGGCCUCUGGACAUGUCUCUCGAACUUCUGGAGGAUUACUUCCAGUACAGCUUCUCGGCGCGGACGGUGACCCGCGAGGAUAUGAUGAUGGUACUAGCUGGCAUCACGUCCAUCCAGAUCAGGGCACAGUAUUACAACAAGAUCCUAGAUGCAAGCCUCAGUGAUGUCUCAUUGGACGUCACCAGGAGAGAUGGAGGGGGCUCCCCAGCCUACGAGGUGGAACGAUGCCGCUGCCCUACUGGUUACACCGGUCUGUCUUGCGAGGAAUGCAUUGCAGGUUUCCGUCGUUCCUCGGGCCAGUAUCUAGGCACCUGUGAACCCUGCGAUUGCAACGGUCACUCCACGACCUGUGAUCCCGAGACGGGACGAUGCUACGAAUGUCAAGACAACACUGAGGGAGACAACUGUGAGCUCUGCAAAGUCGGUUAUUUCGGGGACGCCACCAGUGGGUCUCCUGAUAGCUGUAACAUCUGUUCCUGUCCUUAUCCUGACGAGACGAGAAAUUAUGCCUUCACUUGUUCCAUCGUGCCGACCGGCAUGAAGUGCGAGUGCCUGCUGGGACAUAUCGGAGAACGCUGUGAUGUAUGUGACGAGGGCUACUUUGGCGACCCCAGCCAGCCCUACGGUUUCUGCCGCAAGUGCAACUGCAGCGGCAACUCCAACCCCAACGCCGCCGGGCCCGAGUGCGACCCGCGCUUCGGCAACUGCCUGCAGUGCAAGCCGGGCACCACGGGCAUCAACUGCGACACGUGCGACCGGUGGUACUACGGCGACGCCGUCAUUUCCAGGAACUGUCAGGAGUGCCCAUGCGAUCGCUGCGGCAGCCAAGAGUGCGACGUCAACACGGGUCGCUGUGACUGCAAGGACAAUGUCGUCGGCACACUCUGCGAUCGCUGCUCUCCCGGCUUCUGGAAUUUCAGCAGCUGCGCGGGCUGCUCUCCCUGCCAGUGCGCUUUUGCCUCGGAGAGCGGACAGUGCGACUUUGAGACCGGCCAGUGCCAGUGCAAGCCGGGGGUGGGCGGAGCCAAGUGCGACCAGUGCCUGCACGGACACUGGAACUACGGCUCCGACGGCUGCCAAACUUGUAACUGUGAGCCACACCUUCGCUGUGACUCGGUCACCGGGGAGUGCCUGUGCCCGCCUGGUGCUACCGGAGAAAACUGCGAAUUCUGCGAGGAUCGUUACGUCAUGACGGACGAAGGAUGCCAACCGUGCGACGAGUGCGUCGCCCUCCUACUGGACAUGAUGGAAGCCCUGGACUUUGACAUCGACAGCGCCGUGGCCAACGUGUCUGGGUUGUCGGUGGGUUACGAGACCUACCAGCGACUGAGAAGACUGAACAAUUCUGUGAUCGCGGCCAUGAAUCGCACGGACGCUUUGGCGGAGAACAACGUGGCUGUUAUGGAUGGUUUCAUGAAAGUGGAGAUGAACUACAGUGCACUGCUGGAUCAGGCCAUUGCGCUCCGGAUCAGGUCGGACAAGAUCGUGCAGCAGGCAAACGAGACUAAGAAGGAGUCCCAGGAUACUGGCUUCAAGGCUGUUGACGUCGAACGCAAAAUCAACGAGACAAUACAAGCAGUCUUCGAUGCCAUCAAGGCCCUGUACAAUAACUCCAACAUUCCCGAGAACGCCAACAUCACAGACAUUUCCGGCAUUCUGGCCGAAGCUCGGAUGAUUGUAGCCGAAAUUGCCGCCAGGAAUUUCUCGGCCGGACGUCGAGCUUCCGAUGAGGAACUCGUGGCAGCGAAAGAUGUGCUUGAGAGGGUCAAGAUGCUCCGUAACGCUUCCCUUGAGCUGAUGGGCCACGUCCAGAACGUCUCGGACCACAUGGCUGGCUUCCUGGACCAGCUGCAGAAGCUGAUUGACACCAGCAACCGGGCCAACAACCACUCCAUGCAGGCCGAGGAUCUGAACACCAUGAACCAAGUACCUGCGUUUGAGGCUGUCAUGCAGGAAGUUGACAAGAAGUUCAAGGGAGCUACUGGAGACGUUGACAAUGCCACCGCCCUGAUUGAGGCUGCCCUGCAGUUCCUGGAAGAAGCCCAGAACGCCCUAGAUGCCACCCAAGCCAACUCCACUCUCCUUGAGGAGGCCGUACGGAGACUGGAGCCACGGGUCAACUUUGUGGUCAACAAGUCGGACUCCGUGGACGCCAUCGUCGACGAGGCGAUGCGACACGCCGCAGACCUGAAGAACCAGUCCGAGUACCUCAGUGGCCUAUUGGUCGGCACCCUGGACCUGUCCAUGAAUGCCGUCAAGGCGGCUAAUGCCUACGGAGAGAUCGUGGCCGCCAUUGACGCAGCCGAGAAGGCCGCCAUGGAUGCACUGAACGCCAGCAGCCAGGCAGAAGAACAGGCCAACAGCUUUGGCAAUAAUCCGGCCGAUCAGCUCAAGAAGAGCCGACGUCUGCACAGGAAGGCCGCCACGGCCAACAGAGAAGUGGCAGAUCUGGAAAAGAAGCUUGACCAGGUGGGUGAGAGCGUGGAUGGGGUCAAAGGUCGUCUGGACGGCGCGGACGAUCGCCUGGAGGCCAUCCGCCGCGGCAUGGCUAAUAUUCCCGAUGAGAGCAGCGUCUGCACCAUCACCGUCUGCCAAGAGGGCCAGGCUGACUGCAAAUCUGGCUUCACCGGGGAGAACUGCGACAUCAGUAAGCUAGGGGAUCAGGCUCAAGAAGCCGUAGACACGGCCAUGGCGGCCAACGCCAAGGCCACCAAGGCCACUGAAACAAUCGCCAAUGUGGAAGCCCAGCUGCCCGAGCUGAAGGUUAAGGCUGACAAGAUUCCCGAUGACAUCAACGCCGCCACCCAGGCCGGAAACAUCGCGGCUGAUGCCAGUAACCGUGCCAGGGAAGGCGUGCGAGACAUCCGCAACCUAGACCGCUCGCUGACUGCCUUGCACGCCAACAUCCAGAACAUGACCCUGGGGCUCCAGUACAACCUGGACGAGAUCAAGAGAAAGAUCGCCAACGCCCGUACCCUGGCUGACGGGGUGAAAGUAGCCAUGAAAUUCAAGCCGGACUCCUCUGUCCAGCUGCGUUCCCUCGCUCCGGAAGACCUCCAGGCCCAGGCGGCUCACACCUCCACCUCCCUGUACUUCCGGACCCAGGAGCCCAACGCUAUGCUCUACUUCAUCGGAGGGCCGAAUGCUGAUGAUGACUAUUACUCUCUGGGCAUCGAGGACUCCAACGUCGUCCUGCGCUACAAUCUCGGCGGCGGCGAUAACGCGGUCACGGUGGCCAAGAACGUCAACGACUUCAGGUGGCAUCAGAUUAUCAGUGAACGCAAUGGCAAGUAUGCCAAGGUGAUCGUCAAGGGACUCGAACAAGAGGACGUCCUUCAAGAUGGGGAAUCUAGCGGGGAAAAUGCCAUCCUGGACCUAAACCCCGAUGCGCAGGUGUUUGUAGGCGGCAUUCCCCCGGACGUGCAGUGGCUGCCAGCGGCAUUGCCCAACCGCGUCUUCAACAGUGGCGGCAUUGACGAGGUGACUGUGAACGGACAGCCCAUGAGCCUCUGGAACUUUGCCGAUGCCAUCAAUGCCGAUGAAGGAAUCCUCAGGAAUGACACCAUCGAUGUUCCGGAGGAUCCAGACGCGGAAGGAGUCCUGUUUGACGGGAACGGCUACAUCGUACUGGACAAGGAAGGCGGCUUCAAUCCCCGCUUCACCUCCAUGACCAUCGCCUUCAGGACCUACGCUGCAAACGGCCUGCUGUUCUUCAUGGGCGACCAGGGCAAGUAUUUCGCCAUUGAGCUGAAGGGCGGCCGGGUGCAGUUUGAGUACGACCUGGGGACUGGCCCCCUGACUCUCAUCACAGACGAGCAGUACAACAACGGGGAGCAGACUAAGGUCCAGGCCAACUUGCGGGGGAAUGCGGGAAGCAUGCGAGUAACGUCCUCGAGCAACGAUGUGGAAGCAGUAUCAGGAGAAUCCCCGGGAGAUGGCUCCGAGCUAGCCGCUGGAGAUUACUUCUACGUGGGUGGCUUGGUGGCAAUCCCUGACGACCUCUUCCCGUCGGUGACCCGCGUCGGUUUCCGAGGCUGCCUGAGGGAGCUGUCCUUUGGAGCCAACCAGAUUGACCCCUUGAAGAACAGAUGGAGUUUUGGUAUCUAUCCAAACUGUGUAACACAGAGAGUGGGCCUGGUCUCAUUCAACGGUCCCUACGGUGGUUUCGUGUCACGGACGCCGGUAGAUAUCAACGGCAACGGUGACGUCAUCUUCAGGUUCCGCAGCACGGAGGCCGACGGGGUAAUGAUGUACAUGUCCAGCGAAGACAAGACUCAGUUUGUGGCAGCCAUGAUCGUCUCAGGCGCGGUGCACGUUGUCGCCGACAGUGGACAAGACAGCAUCGAAGUUGUCUCCAACCAGAAUUCUUACAACGACGGGGAGUGGCACACAGUCACCAUCACUAAGAACGCCAGGAAGCUAACAGUAGUGGUGGACGACUCGGACUCCAACUUCAGCCGUUUCCAGAAGAAGGCGAUGAGAACAGAUGGCUAUUUCUUGGUGGGUGGCUUCCCACGCCCUGGCUUCAUCGAAGCCGCCAUCUUGCCCACGACAGACAACUUCAUCGGCUGCAUAUCGGAUCUGGCUGUCGGUUUUGAGGUCGUGAACUUCAAUGAUCAGAUCCGCUCGGAGAACAACGCGAAUCUGAACGUCUGCCCACUCGGCUCAGCCCAUCCCACGAUCCCGUCCUCCAACACCACGGGGCCUGACAUGGGUCCUGUUGCCCCCACCACCGCGCCCGCCCCUGCCAUGACCACGCCAGGACCAGCCGAGGGUGCCUGCAAGCUGCCCAGGGUGGCCGGCGCCGGCGAGCAACUGCCGGAGGACGAGGGGGCCGAUCAGUAUGGCAUCACCAGCUACAGCCGCAAGGAAUACCCCGUCCUGGAUGCCGCCUUCAAACGAAACAUGGUCAUGCAAGUGGAGCUGAAGACAGUGGCCCGUAACGGUCUGAUCAUGUUCACGUCCGACACCCGACACAUCGACUUCACUGCAGUGUACCUGCGGGACGGCAAAGUGGUCUUCGGUUGGGACUAUGGGAGUGGGCCCUUGCUGAUAGAGUCACCGGAGAACGUCAACGACGGAAACUGGCACACGGUUGUCAUGAAACGAGUGGGUGAAUUAGGCGAGCUGAUCAUUGACGGUCAGUUGGUCAAUAAGGACGAGAUCGCUGGCAGAAAUAUCUUCUUGAGGACCACCACGCCCGUCUACAUCGGCGGAGUUGACUCGGAAGUCGCAGCCGCCAUGAAGGCCAAUAAAGUUGAUCCGUUGUCUCGCGUGAGCUUUGUCGGUUGCCUGCGAGGUUUCAUGCUCGGGCAAGAUGCAGCCGACACACCCAUCGGUGAACCAGACAACGUCGUUGAGGUGGAGCCUUGCACGGGGAUCAUCGAGCCAGGAGUGUUCUUCGGCAAUGAAGGGGGAUGGCUCGAGCAGAUCUCUGCCUACUCUAUCGGCAGCACCUUUGAGAUGAGGAUGUCCAUCAAGCCAAGAGUCUCCACGGCUGUCCUGAUGUCCGUCCAAGGCGCUCGCGGGGACUACCUCUCUCUGGAGAUGGUGGACGGAGUGCUGAACCUGCGCUGUGAGAAUGGAGGAGGCCAGAUUGUUGCUACCUAUGUGCCUCCCGAGGGGACCUUCUUCCUGUGCGACGGCAACUGGCAUGACAUCCUAGUGGAGAAGACUGAGAAUGAGCUGAUGUUGACAGUGGAUGGGGAGCCAGGGGAGCAGGGCGUGGGCAGUGAGAACGCCAUCGCUGCCGACACUAGAGAUCCGCUCUACUUCGGCGGCAUACCCGAUGGUGCCGAUCAUACGGGACUCACCACCGCGGAGGGAUUCGUGGGCUGCAUCCGUGACGUCAUGCUGCGCGACGACCUGGUCAACUUCAAGGAAGCGGUGGACAUCGUGGGCGACAUCAACGCCAUGUCCUGCCCAGCCACCUAGAGAGGGCGCUGUAACGCAACUUCCAACGAGGUUCUGCGAAAAAAUGCACAAAUAUUGAGUACUCUGUACAACAUAAUUUGACAAGUUUUAAACCUUUUUUUACAUUUUACUCUUCAAAUAAGUGGUUCGGUUUUUUGUUUUUUGGUUGUUGUUUUUUUAAGUUGUGUAGUCUGGAUUGUGUAUUUGGUGAUUUGACGUAAUUGUUGUUGGAUUUUAUGUGAUUAUGGGGGGAGUGGUGUUGUUUAAAGAAAACAAAUAAUUAGACACUGAUCUAUUUGUGUAAUUUUUGAUUCUCGUGUCUUUUUUUGACGUGAACCUGGACUGGAAACGGAUAGUUGAAGCAGCACACCUGCGAGUUCAGAAACUGUUAGGCUGGUUAAACCUGUCACUAUUUUACAAAUAUCUUGCUUUAUUGGCUGGUGCGAACAAGUUUCAGUUUUCAUACAAAUGACUAUUGAAAUUUCUCCACCCCAAAAAGGAUUCACACAAAUAAACAAUGCCCCUUGUUACUUGUGUCCUGAUAUUAAAUCUUGUGUCCUCAUAUUAUGAAAAGACAACGUUUUUGAUUCAGAUUUUUGAUUUCCAAAGCACAACAGUUUUAGAACUGCAGGGUAUGUACUGCUUCAAUAUGACGACGAACGAGUAAAAAUUAGCAUAGUUUCUUGGCUUUGAGCAUUCUACACUUUUUUUCUCAGAAUUUUGGUUUGCAAAGGGUUUGAACGAGUCGGUAGCAAUACCGAGUCUUUUUUUUCCAGAAGAUAUUCCCAACUCAAAGCUGAACUAUCUUCUAAAAAGUUUCAUGUUCGAAAGGUCAUGCUCAAGGUCAUUCAACUAUGCUUGAAUACCAAAAAGUAUCCCAAGUUGAAAAAGUGCAGUUUCAUCACCGAAUGAAAAAAAAAAAGAAUUUAAAAAAAAAAAAUCAGCAGCUAGACAAUCCAUAUUUGUCAUAUGGGCUUACCAUCACCCAAAAUUGUCCCGUAGUUCAGUGAAGUCUGAAAGCAUUUCUGUUGCUUAAACUCUGAAAGUAAAAGUAACAGUUAUUGCUACAUUUCUCAACAUUAGUACCAAUUGUAUGUAAGAUCAUGUGACUUCCAUGUGACUGUCAUGGGAUUUCGGGUCUGCUCUUACCAACUUGGGAUACAUUUUGGCCUAGUAAAAUCUUAGUUAAUGUAGCGUUUAGAGACCACUUUUUGUACUAACACUUAUACCCCAGGGAAUAUAAGUACCAUCGUCUCCUUUUUUGGUAGCUUUCUAUUUUUAUAGUAAUAAAAACUAUUUUUAACCUAACAACAACUUCAAAACUUUUUAAGCACCUUUUUAUAUUUGUGAUUUAACAUGUUCCAUAUUUUUGAAAACAAUAAUUAAAUUUUAAUGAAUCGUGUGAUCAAAGUUUUGAUGUCCAAAAAAAAAGGGCAAAAUCAGGCAACUUACAAAAUAAGCUAAAUAACAAUUUACAGCUAAUUCCUGAUUACUUCCAACGUUUAAUUCUUGAUUUAAAAACAACUUACACAAUUUUGAAUCAAAUUAGUCAAGUUCUCACAUCUGUAAUGAUAUUGGAAUUAGCCUAAAAACCCAUCCUAAAUUUGGAAACGACAGAAUUUGGUGAACUAAGUAAGUUAUGUUAAUGCAACCUUCGUCGGUCCCCUUUCAUAAAAUGAAUUUUUUUUCUGUCCCGUAUUACUCAAUUAUAUUUUCAUUACCAUCCCCAGAUAUACCUUCCUGUGUGGUGCUAUUAAGGGAUUAAAAUAGAGUAGUGUAGGAAUAAAGCAAAAAGAAAAAAGUACUAACCCGGAGAUUGCAGAACAUCAUUUUUGGCCAAGUGAGGGCGCUCAACGAUACAAAAAUUCCUUUCGAAAUAAAUAAAUAUACUAUUGUAAUCUCAAAGUAUCAUUAAUGGUCACAGUAGCCUUCAGCCAUGAAAAAACUUGCCCUCACUUUCGUGAAAACCCGCUAAUAGCGCCCUUUUAUAGACCAUUAUCAUGUUGCAGCCAUCUUGAUUUUUUCCCCAUUCAAAUCAACGUAUUAAACCAAAGCGAGGCUGGAAGGAAAAAUAGUCUGGCUCCUUUUUGCACAAAAAAAAACAUUCAGUACUGUUAUUAGAUACAGGGAACAUGACUGAAAUGGUGGCAGCAUGAUAAAGGUCUUGUAUUGUCAAAUAGACUGGGCCCCAGUCCCUCCAUCAUCGAUUUUGACUCUAUGUCAAUAUGUCUCUUCAUUCAGCUGUCCAUCGCAGUUUGUAAAAUUGGUUAACCUUCACUCUUUUAUCAAAGGUACUCUUUGAAAUCACUGUACUUUAAAUCAAUUUUAUAUGGUUUUAACAUUUUUAUAUUCAUUUUCUAAAUAAAGGUCUGUUUCAGCUGCAACUCCAA